Molecule: messenger RNA, 1485 nt
Organism: Phacochoerus africanus (Common warthog)
Lineage: Eukaryota; Metazoa; Chordata; Mammalia; Artiodactyla; Suidae
Gene: CNBD1
Product: cyclic nucleotide binding domain containing 1
Exons: 11
Coding region: 1-1485 (494 amino acids)
Source: RefSeq, a predicted model, not a curated record
AUGCCCAUGUCCUCUCUCCCAGCAGCCAUUUUGUCUCAUAUGAUAGCAAUAAGCAAUGUGCCUCCUCCUCCACUUCUCAGGAUUCCAAGCUUGCACAUGUCUAAGAAUAUUGAUUAUAGUCAACUGAAUGCAUUAUGCCACAUGAGAGGGCUACAGCAUAGCCGGACCAAUAUCCUGUCAGCUCACAAUGCAUUUAUAAAGCAAUAUCCUAAAAUAUUCAUUCAGAAAAAAACCAGACUGCCUAAAAUUGUCAAAGAGGAAGUGAAAAGAAAAACUGCUGAAGGUGCAGAAGAAGAUAAACCCCAACAACCUGAUGAUUCUCACAAUAUAGCUGUUCAUGUUAAAAGAGCACGUGGUGGCCGUACUUUAUAUGGACCCAAAAAAUCUGAAGAAAAGUUAGUAGAAUUCAUGGCCAUUUUAAAAAUACUGCCCAUUCACAGGACGCCAUCCGAACACAAUGCUGUGUGGAAGAUGUUGAAAACAAUUCCAGAUUUAACUUCUCAGCUAAGUGAUGAGCAUCUGAAAAUACUUAGUAAGAAUGUCAUUUCUGAAACCUGGAUAAAAGGCAGCACAGUGAUUGGAAAUGAUGGAUUUUAUAUAAUACUGAAAGGCUUAGCUCGACCUCAAACACAGGUAUAUAAAAAUCUGAUUGAAGAUAAUGAGUCAACGACUUCUUUCAUACCUCAGAGUUUCCACAAUUUUGUUUUCAGUGAAGACUUCAAAAACUCUGUACUGACUGAGAAGCAGUUAAUUCCGUGUGACUCAAUGCUUGGGCAAUGGAGUACCUUUGGAACCCUGGAUAUUACAGCUCGGAUUGAAUCAGAAGCAAAGGAGUAUGCAGUGGUGACAGAAGAAGAUUGUGAAAUUCUUAAAAUCCCUGCAAAGAAUUAUGCAAAGUUAAAAUCGGAAAAAACAAAGCUAGAAAAUAAACAUAAGGUGAAAUUAAUUCGUAAGUGUCCGUAUUAUGAAGAGUGGCCUACUUUAUCCAUAUAUGAGCUAGUUACACUCAUUAAAUGGAAAAAAUUCCCUCCAGGUCAUGUGAUAGUGGAAAGUGGAAAUAUAAUCUCCUUUGUGGCUUAUAUUAAUUCUGGAUAUUGCAAAAUUUAUAGAAAUAUUGUAGGACUUUCAAAAACACAAUCAAAAAGAGUGAAAAAAAAUCAAAAACGUGUUUAUAUGGGUAGACUUAAGGAGAAAGAGUCUUUUGGUGAGAUUAGUGUUCUUCUUCAAGUUCCUUUCACAUGCACAAUAAUUACUGGAAAAGACGUUGAGAUGGCAAUCAUUGAAGAUAAAGACCUAUUUGGAAAGUUUCUCGAUGUUUCUCUGUUUAUUUCCAAUAAAAUUUUUGCAAAAUAUUUCACCUACCUCAGGCCUGUGGACCUGAGCUCCAGAAGAAUGGCUGGAGCUGUUAAAACUGUUACUUCAAAAGAGAAGCUGAAAACGGUCGGCUCCAGAUAUCAGGUUCAUUCAAUUUAUGCACAUGAUUGA